Messenger RNA from Phacochoerus africanus (Common warthog), 2508 nucleotides. RefSeq names its product WD repeat-containing protein 91-like. The coding region runs from base 1 to 2181 and encodes 726 amino acids. The record is from RefSeq and is a predicted model, not a curated record. Gene Ontology annotation, molecular function: protein binding; phosphatidylinositol 3-kinase regulator activity. Gene Ontology annotation, biological process: early endosome to late endosome transport. The transcript has 13 exons. Gene Ontology annotation, cellular component: early endosome membrane; late endosome membrane; extrinsic component of endosome membrane. Lineage: Eukaryota; Metazoa; Chordata; Mammalia; Artiodactyla; Suidae.
AUGGAAAAGACAGGAUGCUCCAACUCCCAGCCCCAUGCCAGGGCGGGGAGUCUUCAGGGAGAGACCGGUCCAGGGGGCUCGGCCAUGUCCAGCCUUGACGGGACCAGAAUCUCCUUGAGUUUGACAGAGUCACCGCCAGCGCCCUCUGCUGGUGAGUGGCCAGAGGGCAGGAGCAAGCAGGCCAAGGGCUGUGUCCACCCCCUGGCCCUCUGCUCCCUGGCUGUGGUGGGACCUGGAGGCAGAUGCCCUCACAGGCUAGCUGGGAACCCUAGCAAGUCCCCUCCACUAGCUUGGGCAAGGGCAGCUGGAAGAAAACCACCCAAUCCAGCCUCAGGCCCCCGAGCUCAUGCCUCGGCGCAGAUGUGGGCCCCGGCCCCGGCUCUGGGCUGGGCUCUGCGGGAGAAUGAGGCGCAUUUCUCUGGCUCCCUUCAGGGCCUGGCCGUGCUCCCCUGCUUCUGCUCCAAGACAGACCCCCGCAGCUCAGCCAUCACAGCGCUGCGGGAGCUGACUCUGACCCAUUUGAAUGCUACAGCUUGGGUUUCUCAUCCUCACUCGGACUUUCACACGGGAAACUUUUUAUGCAGAGGCUGGUUUCCUGCUCCUCAGUCCCCAUUUUUCAGCUGGUUAUGGGAAGAGGUUUUUAAGGAGAAAAAGUCUGAGCAGUUUGCCCUCUGGAUCAGUAGAUACGGGGAGGAGUUCGUGUGUAUAAUGAAGGUUGGCACAUUGGAUCACAUCCUAGGGAGUGAACCGCCUUCCUCCCCUGCUUCUUGGGUCUAUGUGAGAGACCAUGGUUACUUCAAGACCACCUCUGACCUUUGGGAAAUUGCCCUCCAGGCCACCAAGGGCAGGGAGCCAGCGAGCGCACCCAAGGAUGGGAAGAGCCCCUUCAGCGGGCUGGCCGCUGGGGAGUCCGGCUGGUCUCAGCACCGGCAGCGGCGCCUGCAGGACCACGGCAAGGAGCGGAAGGAGCUCCUCUCCAUGACGUUGCAGUGUGCGGAGAAGAAGCCUGAAGCUGGUGGCCCAGAAGUAGAGCCCUGCCCGGAGCCCCACAUGGAGGCGCUGGAGUCGCUGACUCGGGUCCCCACGGCAGGCCCCGAGGGUGGGGGUGUCCGCCCCGAGCAGCCGUUCAUCGUGCUGGGGCAGGAGGAGUACGGGGAGCACCACUCCUCCAUCAUGCACUGCAGAGUGGACUGCUCCGGGAGGAGGGUCGCCAGCUUGGAUGUCGACGGGGUCAUUAAAGUGUGGUCCUUCAACCCCAUCAUGCAGACCAAGGCAUCUUCCAUUUCCAAGUCGCCGCUGCUUUCUUUAGAGUGGGCCACCAAGCGGGACAGGCUGCUCCUGCUGGGCAGCGGGAUGGGCACGGUGCGCCUCUAUGACACGGAAGCCAAGAAGAACCUCUGUGUGAUCAACAUCAAUGACGACAUGCCCCGGAUCCUGUCUCUCGCAUGUAGCCCCAGCGGGGCCUCUUUCGUCUGUUCAGCUGCAGCUCCGAGCCUCACCGCCCAGAUGGACUUGUCAGCCCCAGACAUCGGCAGCAAGGGCACUAAUCAGGUUCCUGGGAAGCUGCUGCUGUGGGACACGAAAACCAUGAAGCAGCAGCUCCAGUUCUCCCUGGAUCCGGAGCCCAUUGCCAUCAACUGCACAGCCUUCAAUCACAAUGGAAACCUGCUGGUCACGGGGGCGGCCGAUGGCGUCAUUCGGCUGUUCGAUAUGCAGCAGCACGAGUGCGCUAUGAGCUGGAAGGCCCACUGCGGGGAGGUGUACUCCGUGGAGUUCAGCUACGACGAGAACACCGUCUACAGCAUCGGCGAGGACGGGAAGUUCAUCCAGUGGAACAUCCACAAGGGCCUGAAGGUGUCUGAGUACAGCCUCCCCGCCGACGCCACGGGCCCCUUUGUGCUGUCCGGGUACAGCGGCUACAAGCAGGUUCAGGUCCCCCGGGGGCGACUCUUCGCUUUUGACUCGGAAGGAAAUUACAUGCUGACGUGUUCUGCCACGGGAGGCGUCAUCUACAAGCUGAGCGGGGAUGAGAAGGUUCUGGAGAGCUGUUUGAGCCUGGGUGGCCACCGAGCCCCUGUGGUCACCGUGGACUGGAGCACGGCCAUGGACUGCGGGACCUGCCUCACAGCCUCCAUGGACGGCAAGAUCAAGCUGACCACCCUCCUGGCCCAUAAAGUCUGAGGGGACUGGUCCUGAGGGACACCCACAGAAGCAAUAUUACCCUGGGCAGGGGGCCGGCAGACAACAUGGAAAGACAGGAUGCUCCACUCCCAGCCCCCUGCCAGGGCGGGGAGUCUUCAGGGAGAGACCGUCCAGGGGGCUCGGCCAUGUCCAGCUGCCGGGACCAGAAUGUGAGCCACAUGGAGUGGUUGCCCGUGUUCCCCAGAUACCAGGACGCUUGGCUCUGCCAGGAGCAGGCUCCAGACGUGGGAGGAACACUCAGGAAGCAGGAGAAACACUGUCACGGCUGCUCUGUUGGCCCAGAAGAGAUUGAAAGUAUUUUGUAUA